Lottia gigantea (owl limpet) is the source of this 982-nucleotide messenger RNA. RefSeq lists its product as hypothetical. Gene Ontology annotation, molecular function: oxidoreductase activity. The transcript has 8 exons. Lineage: Eukaryota; Metazoa; Mollusca; Gastropoda; Lottiidae. The coding region runs from base 68 to 982 and encodes 304 amino acids. The record is from RefSeq and is a predicted model, not a curated record.
GCAGAUUUCAUUUUUUCGAAUCAAACUUCGAUCUUGGGCUUAUCAUAGAUAUUUAUUAUCAAAGAAGAUGUUCAUUCUAACAUUAGGUGUGGCUGUUUUGAUUAUCAUUGUCAUCAUUCAGUUCCUAAGAUUUAUCAGAUCAGAUUGUGAUUUGACUCUACAAUAUACACAAUAUAUGGGAAAAUCACCUGCUGCUGCACUUGGUAAUAAAGUUGUAUGGAUAACUGGAGCAUCAAGUGGUAUAGGAGAGUAUUUUGCUUAUGAAAUGGCUGCUGCUGGUUGUAAAAUAAUUUUAUCAGCUAGAAGAGAAGAAGAACUAAAUAGAGUCAAGAAGCAAUGUUUGUUGAGUGGACCAGUCAAAGAUGAAGAUGUUCUAGUUUUACCCUUGGAUAUUUUAAAAUUUGACAGUCAUAAACUAGCUGUAGAAAAGGCUCUACAACAUUUUAAAAAGAUUGAUGUAUUAGUAAAUAAUGCUGGUAGAAGCCAAAGAGCAUCAUGGUUUAAAACUGAAUUAGCAGUAGACAGAGAAUUGUUAGAAGUGAAUGUAUUGGGCACACUAUCAUUAACCAAGGCUGUUUUACCUUACAUGGUAGAACGUAAAGAAGGUCACAUAGUGGUUGUUAGUAGUACUGCAGGAAAAUUGGGGGCUCCACUAUCAGGAUCUUAUACUGGAACCAAACAUGCUUUACAGGGUUGGUUUGAAAGUUUAAGAAUAGAAGCUGUAGAAUAUAAUAUAGAUAUAACAAUGGUUUGUCCUGGACCAGUUUUCUCUAAUAUUCUCUCUACAGCUUUUACUGAAGAAAAGGACAAGGAAUUUGGCGGAACAAUGUCUCCCACAGAUAAACGUGUGACUACAGAUAGAUGUGCAUCGUUAAUGGCUGUAGCAGUGGCUAAUAAAUUAGAUGAAGUUUGGAUUGCUCUACAACCAAUAUUAUUUUUUAUGUAUCUCUUUCAAUAUUGUCCAUCUAUAGCAAGAAAGUAA